This is a messenger RNA of Mesorhabditis spiculigera, 552 nucleotides long. The record is from the annotation of a GenBank genome assembly. NCBI's taxonomy places the organism in Eukaryota, Metazoa, Nematoda, Chromadorea, Rhabditida, Rhabditidae.
AUGGGCGCCAUCUUCUCCGAGCCCCUCCGCCGUGCCCUGCCCAAAGUCGAACAGCUCGACGACGACCCGCCUGCCACCACAACCACCUCAUCCGACCAAUUCGUGACGUGCACGUUUUGCCUCGACGACAUCGAUAGCGGGCACAAGUUUGUCACCAACUGCCGCCACGAAUUCCACCACCAGUGCGCCGAGCCGUGGUUUAUUCGAGCCAGCACGUGCCCAAACUGCCGGCAAAAGGUGAAAUACGUCGACCUACUCACCUGGGACCCGUUCGAGGACGGCGCGCGCGGUCCCUGGAAAAAGGUUCACCACAUCCCAUUGCCGACGUACGAGACCUCCGAAGAGAGCGACGAAGAAGAGGACGAGGAGGAGGGCGUGCCCGCGCCGUGCGCUCGAUGCGGCCAUGAACUUGACGAGGAUCUGGAGGAGGCGGCCGUUUGUUUAUGCUGUGAAGCGCUUUUCCACCACCAAUGCCUGUCCGACUCGGAGAAGGCUCAGCUCGACGGCGCCACCCUGAACCGGUGCAACGACUGCGAGCAGCACGAAGAUGAA